Molecule: messenger RNA, 3381 nt
Organism: Penicillium waksmanii
Lineage: Eukaryota; Fungi; Ascomycota; Eurotiomycetes; Eurotiales; Aspergillaceae
Product: glucan endo-1,3-beta-D-glucosidase
Exons: 4
Coding region: 1-3381 (1126 amino acids)
Cellular component (GO): cell surface
Molecular function (GO): glucan endo-1,3-beta-D-glucosidase activity; endo-1,3(4)-beta-glucanase activity
Source: RefSeq, a predicted model, not a curated record
AUGGGAUCAUCAUGGAAGGCCACAGCCUUGCUAACAUGGCUUCUUGCUGCAGAAUCAGUACACGGCCUUCCGCAGUCGCAGCCUAUUGGCAGCGUUGCGGAAAGCAUCUUGGAGCAGACGGCUACAGAGCCUAGUACUUCUUUCAAGACUCAGUAUCCACCGUCAAAUUCUGAAGCCCGAGUGUUUAUCCCAGAGGCCUCGCCGGUCUACCGGAUUGCCCUCGAUAAGCAAGGCCAUCCUUCCGAGCCUCCUUUUCCGUCAACAAACGUCGACCGGGUUCUAGAUGGCAUCGUGGACUUAUUGUCUCCCAACAAUUCGAGUACCAAUCCUGCUCCGUCAGCUACAUCUGUACUUCCUGCCACAGCCCCGGCGACGGUUGCUUCUCCAACAGAGGUAUCGGGCCAAAGUCCUUCCACCGAUCUGCCUGGACCUCCAGACAGCAUCGCGGACUUAUUGUCUCCCAGCGAUUCGAGUACCAAUCCUGCUCCGUCAGCUACAUCUAUACUUCCUGCCACAGCUCCGGCGACGGUUGCUUCUCCAACAGACGUAUCGGGCCAAAGCCCUUCCACCAAUCUGCCUGGACCUCUAGACAGCAUCGCAGACUUAUUGUCUCCCAACGAUUCAAGUAACAAUCCUGCUCCGUCAGCUACAUCUGUACUUCCUACCACAGCCCCGGCGACGGUUGCUUCUCCAACAGAGGUAUCGGGCCAAAGUCCUUCCACCGAUCUGCCUGGACCUCCAGACAGCAUCGCGGACUUAUUGUCUCCCAGCGAUUCGAGUACCAAUCCUGCUCCGUCAGCUACAUCUGUACUUCCUACCACAGCCCCGGCGACGGUUGCUUCUCCAACAGACGUAUCGGGCCAAGGUCGUUCCACUGAUCUGCCUGGACCUCUAGACAGCAUCGCAGACUUAUUGUCUCCCAGCGAUUCGAGUACCAAUCCUGCUCCGUCAGCUACAUCUGUACUUCCUACCACAGCUCCGGCGACGGUUGCUUCUCCAGCAGACGUACCGGGCCAAGGUUCUUCCACUGAUCUGCCUGGACCUCCAGACAGCAUCGCGGACUUAUUGUCUCCCAGCGAUUCGAGUACCAAUCCUGCUCCGUCAGCUACAUCUGUACUUCCUGCCACAGGUCCGGCAACGGUUGCUUCUCCAACAGACGUACUGGGCCAAGGUUCUUCCACUGAUCUGCCUGGACCUCCAGACAGUCCCGAUUACCCUUCUACUAUGGACGACCAGGAUGUCUUCGAGCCAGUGGCCACUAAUGCGCCUCCUGCGAAUAUCAAGGCUCGUCAUGAUCACCCGGUGAAGAAUCUUCAUGCGAAUACUUCUCAUCCGAUUGAAACCAACAAAUUCUACGCUGGGCUAUUUCUUGGAACUCAGACAAAUGCUAGCUUCACACAGCCCUACUCUCUCGGUUGGUCGAGAGGACAAGGUACCCUCAAGAGCUUUGGCGUCGGAGUCUCGCAUCUGGAAGCUAAGGUACUGGCAUUUGGUCCAAAGAACCAUAAGCUCCCAGGUAGCCCUGCUGAGUACUACAUCAAUCCCGUGGGCCUUCAGCAUAUUGUUCUAUCUGCCACCGAGCUGGAUAAGUCGAGUGUCCUCGACGUCGAGGAGCCCAAGGCUUUCUCCGCCCACGCUGUCUUGAAACGAUCUGCUGGUUCCCAUCAUAGCAUUACCUUCCCCGUUGUUCAAGGUAUGGGAUUUAUCACCGGUAUCUACAACCGUCUUCAACCCCUGAUCGAGAGUGGAGUUUUCUUCCGCAAGGUUGUCAGCGCUGGAUCGCCCAAGCCUGGAAUCUUCAAGUACCAGGUUGCUUUGGAAGAUGACACGCACUGGGUACUCUAUGCCUCUCCCAACGAUGGAAUUGACCCCAACCUGAAAUUGGUUUCCAAGUCGAGAAUCCGUGGUACUCAUGGGUUCUCUGGUGCUAUUCAGGUCGCCAAGAACCCUGCUGGCAAGUCGGGUGAGAAGUUCUACGACAACUCUGCUGGUGUUUAUCCCGUUUCGGGUCACAUUACUGGCUCUGUGACUGGCGAUACUGGCUCAUACAGCUUGGCCUGGGCCAAAGCUGGAAAGCACGCCCACGGAACACCCCUCAUCAUGUUCGCCUUGCCGCAUCACCUCGAAUCCUUUGACCGCGAUACUGCCGCGCGUGUCACCAGCAUACACCUUCGCAGUACUACCAAGGGCAAUGCGACAGCCGUUAUUGGCGAUAGCUGGACGAUGGUUGAGCCCGAUCUCCCGGUUGAUAUGGGAUUUGCUCCUUGGUCAGCGACGUCAGGCAAUGUCCACACCUUAUCCCCUGAAGCCAAGAAAGCAAUUGUCCAGGUUGCCCCCUACGAGCUGCAGCAGAACAUCUCCCAGGAGAGCAACCUGAACAGCAUGUAUUACAGCGGCAAAGCCCUAAGCAAGUUCGCAACUCUCGUCUGGACUGUUUCCCAACUUGGCGGUGAUUUGCAUGCAGCCAGCGAUGCCUUCCAGGAACUCAAGAGCAGCUUUGCGCGCUUUGUGAAUAACCAACAAGAGUACCCUCUCGCAUAUGACUCUGUCUGGAAGGGUGUUGUGUCGACGGCAGGAUACAAAGGCGAUUUGAACCAGGAUUUCGGAAAUACCGCGUACAACGAUCACCAUUUCCACUACGGCUACUUCAUCCAAGCUGCAGCGAUCAUUGGCUCUCUUGACUCCAACUGGCUGGCCCAGAAUAAGGACUGGGUUAACAUGCUGGUCCGUGAUGCCGGCAACUCAGUGGAGAAUGACCCGCACUUCCCCUUCUCUCGUGCCUUUGACUGGUUCAACGGUCACUCUUGGGCCAAAGGUCUUUUCGAGUCCUACGAUGGUAAGGAUGAGGAGUCCACUUCAGAAGAUACCAUGUUUGCGUAUGCUGUGAAGAUGUGGGGUCGUACAAUCGGCGACGUGAGUAUGGAGGCUCGCGGCAACUUGAUGCUGGGCAUCAUGCGCCGAUCUCUGGACAACUACUUCCUCAUGCGCAACAACAACGUCAACCAACCCUCAAAAUUUAUCGGAAACAAGGUCACUGGCAUUCUCUUUGAAAACAAGGUCGACCACACCACAUACUUCGGUAACAACUUAGAAUUCAUCCAAGGAAUCCACAUGAUCCCUCUCCUCCCCAACUCUGCCUACACACGAACCCCGCAAUUCGUGGCAGAGGAGUGGGAAGCCAUAUUCGCGCCGAAUGCUUCCACCCCUGCCGACAAGGUCGAGGGCGGUUGGAAGGGCGUCCUGUUCGCUAACUUGGCCCUCGUCAACCCCAAGGCAUCAUGGAGCUUCUUUGCCCAGCACCACUUUAACUACAGCUGGAUUGACGGCGGUGCCACACGCACAUGGUACCUAGCCUAUGCCGCUGCCCUUGGCGGUCUGUAG